Aspergillus pseudonomiae is the source of this 883-nucleotide messenger RNA. RefSeq lists its product as uncharacterized. Bases 301 to 687 code for a protein of 128 amino acids. NCBI's taxonomy places the organism in Eukaryota, Fungi, Ascomycota, Eurotiomycetes, Eurotiales, Aspergillaceae. The transcript is spliced from 2 exons. The record is from RefSeq and is a predicted model, not a curated record.
GACAUCUCUGGCUGCGUCGAUCUGCAAAGUAGGGCAGAUGCAUCACACGUCAUCCACGUGUGCUCGGGCGGAUGACGUCACCCGUCCGCCAUCAGAGGGCUUCCAAGGGUUGCGACCUAUAUCACCCAUGGACCCUCCCAACCUACUUUCUGUUUACAUCUCAGGGGUAUAUUCCUGUCUAAAGAGUCCAGAGAGAACACCAGCAAAUUCACUAGACUCCGCGAGGUGUAAGCGAAAAGCAUCUCACCCUGCAACAUCACAUCAUACGCCGGAGUAGAAAGGGCUUAACGUCAUCAAGCAAUGGCUCCUAUCCACGAACGCAUCCGCCAGGAUCUCCUUAUCAAAGAGCGAAGUCUGUGGACCGCUCUCACCUCCGCCGACCCAGGCCCCGAGAUCGAGAAACUGUCCAACCCCGAAGCCAAUCUACUGUUCCCCAAAACACCCAUCUUGACGUUGGACGGUGAGCCUUCUCUACAACAAACACUAAAGCCACCGUUCCAUCAUUUCGAUGCGUUCGAAUUGAAGGAAGUCCGAGUCAUCAUCAUUGAUCUCAUGGCGGGAACCGUUACCUACAAUAUCAAUGCCUCGAGAGGAAAGGAGGAGUACAAGGCCACGGGAUCGACAACAUGGAGCCAAGCGUCGGAUGGCGAAUGGAGAAUUGUGGCGCAUACAGAGACAUUGCUCUGAAGUUGCUUUAGCGGGAGGCAUUUUGUUCACUGGUGUCAUUUCUUAUCUAUGUCUUUUAAUUUCUUGAUGAAGCCUGGCUUGUAUGAGUUUAUGAAUUUCAAAUAUACCAGAGGAUGAUGAAUAAUAAUUCUGUGUCCAUUCAGCACAUAUAUAUGUUAAUGUGCAUAUAUAUGCCCAUGUCUUGAGUACUGUCGAG